CCGCCAGUGGUUCGCACUGCUCUGGCACCUGGCACUGGCACCUGCUGGCACCUGGCACUCCACGCCCAGCUGCUCUGCGGCGACGGCUACUCCCACUCUCUACUGUCGUAGCGUAGCCCCCAGUUCUGUCCCCAUAGCUGAAGCCUUAUUUUUUUUCCUCUCCUCUCGCAAUCCUCGCUUUUUCCCUCUCUUAUUCCCUUGCUCUACCCGCCCGCCCUUUGCGGCAAUUGUUCUGGUGCUUCUAAAUGUCGACGUAUUUUUCCCAUCUUUGCUGCUCCUAAUUUUGCUUCAUUUCCCUCCGGCCGCCUUUAUCUGCACCGGUCUCCCCGCCCCCUCGCUCCAUCCAGUGGCCUUCAUCUCACCCUGCCACUGGACGUUGGACGCAUGUUUGACUCGCCUUUACCAUGUCUUCGGCCAAAGCCACCAAAAAGAGCGCCUUCUCUUGCGAACCAUGUCGCCGCCGCAAGGUCAAAUGCGGAGGUGAGCAGCCUAAAUGCGUGCGCUGCACAUCCAGAAGUGAGGAGUGCGUAUACAAACUCAACCCAACGCUGUCUUACACACAGCGCCUAGAGAGGCGUAUCCAAGAGCUUGAGGACCAACUUGCUGAGAUUAAUACCUCUCCUGCUGCCUCUUACUCUAGCAUGUCCACUCCUGGCACUGGUGCUGGAGAAGCCAAGCCACCCACAAAGCGGGAGAGAGGCGCGGAAAUCUUGCUGUCAAGUCCUAGGGACCAGCUUCUCCAGAGUGACAGACCUCCAGAGAGUCAAUAUCUGUUUAAUAUAUUUCCGCCUCACAGCAAUGAAUUGUCUUCAGACGCGGAUCAGAAGCGCCGCCAGAGGCUUGUGUCGAACGCGUGGCAGCAGCGUGCUCUCGAAGACCUCGCUGGCAUACCGGCACCAUUCCAUUACCUCUUGAAUAUUCAUUGGUUCUGGAUUCAGCCCAUAUUCAACAGCGUCUAUCGACCUUGCUUUACUCGGGACAUGCAAACCAUGGGACCAUAUUAUUCACACAUGCUCCUCAAUGCCAUCCUUGCCCAUUCCGUCCGUUGGGCAAUGUCUGAUGCUCCCACUAAGCGCCUACUUGAUGACGCGUACGACGGUGGUCGAGUGUUUGCCAAGCACGCUCGAAGCAUGCUGUUCCAGGAGCUUAACGAUGGUACUUGUUCAAUAACAACCAUUCAAACAUGCAUCUUGUUGAGUGGCCAAGAAAUUGGUCUGGGCAACAGUAUGCAAGCGUGGGUAUACAGCGGCAUCGCCUUCCGUGUGAUGGAUCACAUCGGUCUCUGCGUAGAAGGCCAGUAUGGAAACACACACUUGACUGAUGAAGACAUUGAGAUUCGUCGCCGCAUUUAUUGGAGCUGUUACUUUUGGGACAAACUUGUCAGCUUAUAUCUUGGCUAUCGUCCUGCAAUCCAAGAGACGGAAACGUCACCGAGGCUUGUAAUGUUUGAUGAUUCGUCUGAAAAUGAAAUGUGGUUGCCCGUUGGGCUGCCUGAAGAGAUUACUUGGAACUACCCCCCGCAGCCGUCAUACUCUGCAUCAUGCUUCUUGGCCACCUCCCGCCUUGCCAUUAUCCUGAAUCAAGUCGUGCUGCACAUGUACGACAUCAACACACCCAACUCUGAUGAAGAGAUGGUCGCUUGCUUCCGCGCUCAGGCGCCUGCCAUGAAGCAAUUUUGGGAAGAGUUGCCCCCAUACCUAAAACUUGACCCCCUCAACCUUCCCGAGCUCGCACCGCCGGCCCAUAUUCUUGCACUCAACUGCAUCUACCAUACAUUCAAGAUUGUUCUGUACCGGCCCAUGCUUACUCGUCCCCCUCGCACGCAGGAAGACAAGCAGCUCCUUCAUAGCUGCGUCGUCGAAUGCGUCACAUCCGCCCUCUCCUGUGUGGCCGUCUUUGAUCUCAAUUGCAAAUCAUUCGGCACAUCACACACCAUCCUCACAAUGGCAUACAGUAUAUACAUUGCCGCUACUGUCCUGUUGCUCCAGGUGCAGGCGAACCCGCAUGAUGCCCUCGCGGUUCAUCGGGUAACGUACUGUAUCCGCCGGCUAGACCAAAUAAAGGCUCGUAGUACCUUCAUCGCAACCUGUGUUGACCUCGUCAUGACGGAAUUGAUCGCUCUUGGUGUGACAUUAUCCCCACAGAGUGCAUCGUCCAACCCUAGUCCGACAGAUGGGUCGUCUAGUACACAUCAACGUGACAUCCACUUUGACGGUAUGCCUCAGACAAUGGCAUAUGAAGCCACAUACGGCAACGGCGACAUGUACAUCGAGAGUGGUGUACCGGUCAGCCCUGACUUCUUCGAUGCUCUACCUACAUUGGUACCAUUGACGCUUCGCAUCGGGCAACUCCAGAAUGCCCUCGCAAAAUCACAAGCGGCAACUAUGCCAACGUUGUAGGGUUCUUUUCUUGUUUAGUUCGCCUCUGCUUUGGUUUUGAGCUUUUUUUUAUGAUUAUGUUUUGUAGAAUACCCUUGACGUUUCCCAGCAAUAUAGAGGCUUGCACAUUAGAUUACGAUGGUUGGCAUGAGAAAAGAUAAGUUAUUUGUCAAAUUGUAAAUAGAUUCCAGGAUAUAUAUAACACUUUAAAAAGAAAACACGCUAUCAAAAAAAAGCUAAUUUCGCUUUCAAAAAAGACAAGUCCACCGCACUACACCGUCGCCUAGU
Molecule: messenger RNA, 2666 nt
Organism: [Torrubiella] hemipterigena
Lineage: Eukaryota; Fungi; Ascomycota; Sordariomycetes; Hypocreales; Clavicipitaceae
Source: the annotation of a GenBank genome assembly